Molecule: messenger RNA, 1152 nt
Organism: Malassezia japonica
Lineage: Eukaryota; Fungi; Basidiomycota; Malasseziomycetes; Malasseziales; Malasseziaceae
Gene: FEN1
Product: Elongation of fatty acids protein 2
Exons: 7
Coding region: 1-1152 (383 amino acids)
Cellular component (GO): nucleus; cytoplasm
Molecular function (GO): 5'-3' exonuclease activity; 5'-flap endonuclease activity; DNA binding
Source: RefSeq, a predicted model, not a curated record
AUGGGAAUCAAAGGCCUUACUUCACUGCUCACGGACGAGGCGCCGUCGUGCAUCAAGCAGUUUGAUAUCAAGACGCUUUUUGGGCGCAAGGUGGCGAUCGAUGCGUCGAUGAGCCUGUAUCAGUUCCUGAUUGCCGUGCGCCAGGCCGACGGGCAGCAGAUGAUGUCGGAAUCUGGCGAGGUGACGAGCCAUUUGCUUGGAUUCUUUUACAGGACGCUUCGUAUGGUCGACUAUGGCAUCAAGCCUGCGUACGUCUUUGACGGAAAGCCGCCGGACCUGAAAAAAGAGGUGCUCGUCAAGCGUUUCGGCAAGCGCGAAGAGGCACGCGAGCAAGAGGAGGAGAACAAAGAUAUCGCCGACAACCAAAUGCUCGACCAGCUUGCACGUCGGCAAGUGCGUCCCACGCGCGAGCACAAUGCCGAGGUGCAGCGCCUGCUCACGCUGAUGGGCAUCCCAUGGGUCGUGGCGCCGUCUGAGGCCGAGGCGCAGUGUGCUGAGCUGGCGCGUGCUGGCAAGGUGUAUGGCGCUGGCUCCGAAGAUAUGGAUACGCUGACGUUCGGCACGCCGAUCCUGCUGAAGAAUCUGACGGCGAGCGAGCAAAAGAAGCUGCCUGUUACAGAAAUUAAUCUGGAAAAGGCGCUUGAGGAGCUCGACAUGCCCAAGGAGCAGUUUGUCGACCUCUGCCUCUUGCUGGGUUGCGACUACUUGGACCCUGUCCGCGGUGUCGGGCCAAAGAAAGCACUCAAGCUUAUCCAAGAGUUCAGGUCGCUCGACCGCGUCCUCGAGCACCUCCAACAGGUCGAGGCAGAAAAAGAGCAGAAGAAGAAGCCUGCACCGGAGCCGAAGCACGAGCCUGCAUCCGACGCAGAGAGCGACAAGGAGAUUGAGGCUGCGCCCAAGAAGCGCGUGGGUGGGAUUCACGUCCCUGAAUUCUGGCCCUACGAAGAAGCGCGCCAACUAUUUCAUCACCCUGACGUCACCGACGGCACCCAAGUGGAGCUCAAAUGGGAACAGCCCAAGACCGAGGAGCUCGUCCAGUUCCUCUGUGGAGACAAAGGAUUCAGUGAGGAACGUGUUCGUCGCGGAUGCGAGAAGCUUGCCAAGGCCGUCGGACAGAAACAGCAAGGGCGCCUCGAUGGAUUUUUCACGUAA